UUUGAUAAAUCGUUAAGCACAAAAAUGCACCUUCUCCCAUUUUUCAAAAAAAGAAGAAGAAAGAACUUCUCACUAGUCACUACCCGCCAUCCUUAUCUAAAAGCCCAACUCUCCUCUGCUGUACUCUUGCUUCUCUGUAUCAGAUAUGACUUCACUUCUCUCAACAAAAUCCUUCUUUGCUCUUUACCCAAAUAGCAAUGCUCAUAAUCUUCCCUUCCAAUUCAAAUCUCAAAGCAUCAAUCUUUCUAACAAAAUUAAAUUCAAGAUAGACUGCACAGCCGCAAAUCAACCACCAAAACAACAAAAGCACUCUAAAAAGACCAGAGAAACUGAAACAGAAGACGAGAAAGGAAUAAACCCAGUUGGGUUUCUCACCAGACUUUGCAUUUCCCAUAAACAAUUUGCUCAGUUUCUUCGUGAAAGGCAUAAAUCACUGAAGGAUCUCAAAGAGGAACUUUUCAAGAGGAAUCUUAUGAUUAAAGACAUUGCUUAUGGAUUUGAAUUGAUGGGUCUGCAUCGCCAUCCAGAACAUCGGGCAGAUUAUAUGGAAUGGGCACCAGGUGCUCGUUAUUGUGCACUAGUGGGUGACUUUAAUGGGUGGUCUCCAACAGAAAAUUAUGCAAGAGAGGGUCAUCUUGGCCAUGAUGACUAUGGAUACUGGUUUAUCAUUCUUGAAGAUAAACUUAGGGAGGGAGAAAAACCUGAUGAACUUUACUUUCAACAGUAUAAUUAUAUGGAUGACUAUGAUAAAGGUGACAGUGGUAUUAACAUUGAUGAAAUCUUCAAGAAAGCUAAUGAUGACUAUUGGGAACCUGGAGAAGACGAAUAUAUUAAAAACCGACUUAAGGUGCCCGCAAAGUUAUAUGAGCAAUGGUUUGGGCCUAAUGGACCUGAAACUAUGGAAGAAUUAGAUGCAAUACCACUACCAGAUGCGGAAACGAGAUAUAAGGAAUGGAAAAAAGAGCAUGCAGAUGAUCCCCCUAGUAACUUACCUCCAUUUGAUGUGAUUGAUCAAGGAAAUGAAUUUGACAUAUUUAAUGUUGCAAGUGAUCCAAUGUGGCUAGAGAAAAUUCGUACUAAGGAGCCUCCGUUGCCUUAUUGGUUUGAGACACGUAAAGGAAGGCAAGCUUGGUUGAAAAAGUACGCUCCAACUAUUCCUCAUGGAAGCAAAUAUAGGGUCUAUUUUAACACUCCCAAUGGGCCAUUAGAACGUGUACCGGCUUGGGCAACUUAUGUAGAACCAGGCACAGAUGGGAAGCAACCUUUUGCCAUCCACUGGGAACCACCCCCAGAAUUUGCUUACAAAUGGAAAAACACUCGCCCAAAAGUGCCAAAGUCCUUGCGUAUAUACGAGUGUCAUGUUGGAAUUAGUGGCUCAGAGCCAAAAAUAUCUUCUUUCGGUGAUUUCGUAGAGAAGGUCCUUCCACAUGUGAAGGAAGCUGGAUACAAUGCAAUCCAGUUGAUUGGCGUUGUUGAGCAUAAAGAUUAUUUCACUAUUGGUUAUAGAGUCACCAACUUGUAUGCUGUUAGCAGUCGAUAUGGCACUCCUGAUGAUUUCAAACGCUUGGUUGAUGAAGCACAUGGAUUAGGACUACUAGUGUUCUUAGAUAUCGUCCAUUCCUACUCAGCUGCAGAUGAAAUGGUUGGACUCUCACUUUUUGAUGGAUCAAAUGAUUGCUACUUUCAUACUGGUAAACGUGGACAUCAUAAAUUUUGGGGUACUAGAAUGUUCAAGUAUGGGAACCAUGAAGUGAUGCAUUAUCUACUCUCAAAUCUUAACUGGUGGGUUGUGGAGUAUCAAAUAGAUGGUUUCCAAUUUCAUUCACUCUCAUCAAUGAUGUACACACAUAAUGGUUUUGCUUCUUUUACAGGCGACUUAGAAGAGUACUGUAAUCAAUAUGUCGACAGGGAUGCAUUAUUGUAUCUCAUAUUGGCCAAUGAGUUAUUACAUACUAUUCAUCCUAAUAUAAUAACAAUUGCUGAAGAUGCAACAUAUUAUCCUGGACUCUGUGAUCCAACUUCACAGGGGGGUUUGGGAUUUGACUAUUAUGUCAAUGUUUCUGCAUCAGAGAUGUGGUCCUCUUUUCUCAAAAAUAUUCCAGACAGUGAAUGGAGCAUGAGCAAGAUUGUCAGCACAUUAAUGGGCAACAAACAAAAUGCAGAUAAGAUGCUUUUAUAUGCUGAAAAUCACAAUCAAUCUAUCUCUGGAGGGCAAUCAUUUGCAGAAGUGAUGUUUGGUGAAUUUAAGGACCAUACGCCUGCCUCAAAAGAACCAUUGCUAAGGGGAUGUGGACUGCACAAAAUGAUCAGAAUGAUUACCUUCACAAUUGGUGGUUUUGCUUACCUCAAUUUUAUGGGCAAUGAAUUUGGGCAUCCCAAGAGGGUGGAGUUCCCAAUGGCAAGCAACAACUUCUCAUAUUCACUUGCUAAUCGUUGUUGGGAUCUGCUGGAAAAUGAAGAUGUACAUCGCCAUUUAUUCUCCUUUGAUAAGGAUCUAAUGAAUUUGGAUGAAAAUCAAAAGCUGCUUUCAAGAAGUUUGCCAAACAUUCACCAUGUGAAUGAUGCUAACAUGGUAAUAUCCUACAUGAGAGGUCCUCUUCUCUUUAUAUUCAACUUUCAUCCAACCAAUGCAUACAAAAGAUACAGUGUAGGCGUAGAAGACGCAGGAGAGUAUCAAAUCAUUCUAAAUACUGAUGAGAAGAAGUAUGGAGGUCAGGGGCUUAUAAAGGUUGACCAGUAUCUUCAAAGAACCAUGAGCAAAAGAGUUGAUGGCCUUCGAAAUUGCUUGGAAGUGCCCCUGCCUAGUAGGACUGCCCAGGUUUACAAAUUAACUCGCAUAUUACGAAUAUAAACCCUUUUUGACACUUCUCUUCCUCGUAAACACCGGCAAGGCAGACUCUCAUAAAGAUGAAAACCAAUGCCUAUCGGUCAUGCUGAGCUUACAUGGGUGUUAUAUCAUUUCAAAGGGAAGAUGUCCCUCUUUGAAGGCAAGUUUCGUGAAACCGGGAAGAACCAUCCUUGUCAAUAUGCUCAAGACUCUGGAAUCUUUGAUCAUCUUUGCAAAUCUAAAAUACUAGCAGUUGCUGGUUGGUGAAUAUUGCCUGUGAUACUUGAAGAAUUGGCAGGUUCAAGGUAUCUGAGACAGAAAUCUUCUUCACUCACUCAUCAGCCAAUGGAGUUUUCCCUUCACUCAUCUUCACCUAUCUCUUUCUGUUGGAGACAUAUAAAUGACUGUAAUCAUGGUGAGGGAAUGGAGAAAAAAUAAUGUAUAAGACUAGGUGGCGUGACUUCAAAAUAAUGCAGCAUUUUAGGUGAAAGAUUUUAAGUCAGAACUCUGGCUUGGCAACUUUACUUGUGAUGAUAAAGAUUAAUGCAUCUUUAUAUCUUUCUUUCCAAAA
Molecule: messenger RNA, 3398 nt
Organism: Ricinus communis (castor bean)
Lineage: Eukaryota; Viridiplantae; Streptophyta; Magnoliopsida; Malpighiales; Euphorbiaceae
Product: 1,4-alpha-glucan-branching enzyme 3, chloroplastic/amyloplastic
Exons: 21
Coding region: 146-2851 (901 amino acids)
Biological process (GO): glycogen biosynthetic process
Cellular component (GO): cytoplasm
Molecular function (GO): 1,4-alpha-glucan branching enzyme activity; cation binding; hydrolase activity, hydrolyzing O-glycosyl compounds
Source: RefSeq, a predicted model, not a curated record